Mytilus californianus (California mussel) is the source of this 800-nucleotide messenger RNA. RefSeq lists its product as uncharacterized. The coding region runs from base 21 to 800 and encodes 259 amino acids. Gene Ontology annotation, cellular component: membrane. The record is from RefSeq and is a predicted model, not a curated record. NCBI's taxonomy places the organism in Eukaryota, Metazoa, Mollusca, Bivalvia, Mytilida, Mytilidae. The transcript has 4 exons.
CAACCAAACUUGGAUUGCUCAUGAAGAAUCAAGUCACUCCAGACCAAGGCAUUGCCCGGCAAGCUGAGGAACUCUUCCCUCCUAGUCGAGGAUUAGAUAACCCUCCCACGCUUGGCAAUGGAGUUUCUUUGGAGGAACAAAACCGAACACAAAAUUGCCAGAGGUAUCCAGCCCAAUAUGCUCCAACCAGAUCGGCACAACAUUCUUGGGUCGGUCCAAGAUUUCCCCUGAGUCCAUUGACGAACAAGAAUCAGAAUUUUAAGAGUUUUUCAGAACAAAACUAUUCUCCUGCACAACCUUCUCAGACUGAAAGAGUUUCAGUUCGUCUUCGUCCAUCCACUCCAGAAUUCUCAGCGCAAUAUCCCCAACCUGACCUUAGGUUUCAGAAUCAACAACCCCCGUCGUAUGAGGAAUCGAUUAAGCACUAUAUUCCUAGGAGACAGAAAAAUCCUCCGCGAUGUUGCACUGUCUUUUAUCAACCUCCAAGUCAUCAGAAGGAAGGCUUUGAUAUAUCAGAUGGGUCUGUCAUAUUUACAGACCAGUCUGGAUUUAUUAGUCCACCAGUAGAUUGGACAAUUCCAGCAAUAAUUUCCCUUGUUUUCUGUCCAUGCAUUGGAUUAUUAGCUGUAUCAGCAAGUAAACAUUCUAGAAAGGCUGUUGAAGAGAGGGAAUUUGAUAUUGCUCACCAAAAAGCCAAAAGUGCCAGAAAUCUAGUUUGUAUUGCUGUUCUUUUAGGACUAUUGAGCUGGGGAUAUUUGAUAUGUUAUGCUUAUUUCUGGAGAUACACUUACAGGGAUUAA